UGUGGCGACAUCUGUGUAUCGGAACAAGUGAUUGGUGAUUUAUGUGGUUCGGGGGAGAAAUUGGGUUCGAUCCCAAGGCGGUUGUGUAAAGUGUCCAUCACAGGAAAACCGGAAGUGACAAGCGUGUGUGAGAGGACGUCUAUCUUUCGUUUGCUCAAUGAAACGUGCCAACUGACGGAUCGAAACUGAAGGUGUGAGAAGUGGUGCCGUAAUUGUGAAUAGAUUUUGUGAUAGCAGCAAGUGAUCGUGACAUUUCGAAACUUUUCUCCGUGCGAGCCUAAGUCAACUGCCAGGUUCUGGAAACCUGAGUGUGCGUGCUACUUUUCCUGUAGAAAGCGAUCACAAUAGUCGUCACGGUGUACGAUAACGGACUAAAGCUGCGUUCGGACGAGACAGUGCCGGGCUUCAGCUCGGCAUCGCCCUGGCCAACGCUCGAACUAGAAUGGGGUCGCAAGCUGUACCCAUCUUCGGUUCCUCGCGGGGCCGGUGGCAUGAUGUUCGGGUUGCCACCAACCGGGGCCGAUAUGAAUCAACCCCGCGGCCCGAUGACAUCACUCAAGGAGGAGCCGCUCGGAGCUCGAGCCUGGAUGCAACCGGCCGUCGAUACCUCAAAUCUGGGGAUUGGACGAGCUCACUUUGAGAAGCAACCGCCGAGCAAUCUGAGGAAGUCGAACUUUUUUCAUUUCGUGGUGGCGCUGUACGAUCGAGCCGGACAGCCGAUCGAAAUCGAACGGACGGCGUUCAUCGGAUUCAUCGAGAAGGAUCAGGAAUCAGACAGCACGAAGACGAAUAAUGGCAUCCAGUAUCGGUUACAGCUUCUGUAUGCGAAUGGUGCCCGCCAGGAGCAGGAUAUCUUCGUGCGGCUCAUCGAUUCGGUUACGAAACAGGCCAUUGUCUACGAAGGCCAGGACAAGAAUCCGGAAAUGUGCAGGGUGCUACUAACACACGAAGUGAUGUGCAGCCGAUGCUGCGACAAGAAGAGCUGUGGCAAUCGCAACGAAACACCGUCAGAUCCUGUGAUUAUAGACCGAUUUUUCCUUAAAUUCUUCCUCAAGUGCAACCAGAACUGCUUGAAGAAUGCCGGCAAUCCGCGGGACAUGCGACGGUUUCAAGUAGUGAUAGCGACCCAGGUCGCGGUGGACGGCCCUCUGCUGGCAAUCUCCGACAACAUGUUCGUGCACAACAACAGCAAGCACGGUCGCCGGGCGAAACGGCUCGAUCCCGAAGGUACGGGAGGUUCUCCGUUGGCCAUUUCCGGCCAUCCGCUGGCCCCGGACAGUACGUACGACGGCAUCUAUCCGCCGCUACCAAUGGCAACCCCCUGUAUCAAGGCGAUCAGCCCCAGCGAGGGUUGGACGACUGGCGGUGCGCAGGUAAUCAUCGUGGGCGAUAACUUCUUCGACGGGCUACAGGUGGUUUUCGGCACCAUGCUGGUGUGGAGUGAGUUGAUAACGUCGCAUGCCAUCCGGGUGCAGACGCCUCCCCGACACAUACCAGGAGUGGUGGAAGUCACGCUGUCCUACAAGAGCAAACAAUUCUGCAAGGGCUCACCCGGUCGAUUUGUCUAUGUCUCAUUAAGUGAACCCACCAUCGACUACGGUUUCCAACGGUUACAGAAGCUGAUUCCACGGCAUCCCGGCGAUCCGGAGAAACUCCCCAAGGAGAUAAUUCUAAAGCGGGCAGCAGACCUCGCGGAAGCUCUCUACUCCAUGCCCCGCUCCCCGAACGGUUCCUCCGGAUUCAACUCCUAUAGCGGACAGCUGGCAGUGAGCGUCCAAGAUGGCACAGGCCAAUGGGCGGAAGCUGACGAAUACACUCGGGCACAGAGCAGCAGCGUGAGUCCCCGGGGAGGCUACUGUAGUAGUGCGUCGACACCGCAUUCCUCCGGUGGGGGAUCGUACGGAAGUAGCAACGGUUACGCAACCGCAUCCAACAUGAGCGGGCUAACUUCCUCACCCGCCAGUGUCUUCAACACGUCGUCAAGAAUCAACGGCUUGAUGGCUGGUGGCAGUGGCUUUAGCCCCUACUCGAUGACCACCUGUGGAUCACAAGGUUACACCCCUAGCCCGCUGGCAGCGGCCACCACGACGUCCAAAUAAAACGCAACUCCAUAACGAAUGAUAAUCUUCGUCCGUUGUUUGUUGAAAACUUUCCUCUGUAAAUUACUCAACCCUCUUUCUGAGUUCACGUAUCUAUUUAUUACCCAUCCCUUCCCAUUUUUUUCGGUUUAAAGUGCAAUAAUGAAGAAAUACGGUGAAUAAGCUGUAAAAUUGUAAACUUUGUAAAAAGUCAGUUAUUUAAACUAAUAUUAAAAAGCGCAAGAUGCUUGAUAGUUAAAAUUUUGCGAACUCUGAUGGAAAAAAAUCAACGAAGUAAUUUAAAAAAUAGCAAAAAUACAUUCACAUAUCUUUGAAACGAACAAAAAUCGAAAACAUUUCACCCAAAUCAUAUCUACAUGUGUCAGUAAGAGAUUAAACAAAGCAUGCUACAUAAAUAGUUGUUACUCAAUAAAAAAAAGCGAACAUCAAAACAUGCCAACAUAUUAAAGAGAUUAAAAGGAACAUCAUUCUAAAUAGAAAAUCAGCUGCAACCAACGGACCCAGCCGACAUGACGCUAAAUUUGUAUACGAAAAAUGCCACCCCCUUAUGCAAAAUUUCAAUAUCCUUUCCACUGCUCGUUUUAUUUUCCGUCCUUGAAGCUUUCAAGCUUGCCUCCAAGCUUACUGCAAAGUUUGCUAUGGUAACGCUUCCAUGGCUGCGUACUUGAGUUACUUGACAUUUGCUUUUAGCAGUACACAACACAUUGAUCUCACACAAAAGCAAUCACAUGAGUAGGUACCUACUAAUUAGUUUUGUUUUUUAAUUAUUUUAAAGUUUAUACAUUUUUAUAUAUUCAACGAAGUAGAUCACUCUUUAGUUUUAUUCAUGCGGAAUAUUCCAUUGACAUUCAUAUCCCCCAAACAGCGUCAUCCAAUCUGCAACUCUGCGUAGAAGUGAAGCAAGUAAACUUUUAACGGAAAUCAAUUAUUGUUAAAUAGGUUCAAUUUUUGCAAAAAGGGUAACAAAUCUUGAAUAAAAAAUAAUGAUCAAACAAUAGAAUCAGCAUCAAUGAAAAGGAUCGAAAA
This is a messenger RNA of Ochlerotatus camptorhynchus, 3125 nucleotides long. It is a transcript of the gene kn, whose product is annotated as knot. The record is from RefSeq and is a predicted model, not a curated record. Lineage: Eukaryota; Metazoa; Arthropoda; Insecta; Diptera; Culicidae. Gene Ontology annotation, biological process: regulation of transcription by RNA polymerase II. Gene Ontology annotation, molecular function: RNA polymerase II cis-regulatory region sequence-specific DNA binding; DNA-binding transcription factor activity, RNA polymerase II-specific. Bases 492 to 2099 code for a protein of 535 amino acids. The transcript is spliced from 13 exons.